Messenger RNA from Racocetra persica, 314 nucleotides. The record is from the annotation of a GenBank genome assembly. NCBI's taxonomy places the organism in Eukaryota, Fungi, Glomeromycota, Glomeromycetes, Diversisporales, Gigasporaceae.
UGUCAGAGAGUAAGAAAGCGAAAGAACUUGCAGAUUCAUAUGAAUUGCUGUUAGAAUUGGAAGAACUUGGUAUUGUCGGUUAUACUAAUCAAGAAAUGGCAGAAGAAGCCAAUAAAAAUGCAAGAGUGUAUCUCCGAAAGUUUGAAGAAUUUCAUAGUCCCUUAGAAGAUGUUCCAAGUGUGUUAAUACAGAAAUUCAUUGAUAGUGGUGUAAAGAAAAUUUGGUUUACUGGUGAGGGACUACUAUUAUUUUCGAAUGUCUCUCUUCAACAAUUGCAUGAGAUUUUUGUCAAAAAAUCGGCUAGCAACAAUUAG